AUGACCUUACCUGAAGCAUCAUCGCAGUCUCCAGAUGAGAUGGUCAAUUUCACUCUUCUCAGUCCUGCAGCUGCCCCGAUCCUAGCCCCGCGGCUGGGAAAUUUGGCUGUUGCGGGCAGAACAGCCAUUCCGACGCCCAAUUACAUUCCACUAACGUCGCGAGGGGCUGUACCUCAUAUUGCGCACGAUGUGAUGCGCGACCAGACGGCGAUCGGCAGCCUGUUUAUUGGUCUCGAGGAUUUCAUAGAAAAGCAAGCAAAUACAGGACCCCUCCGGAAGGGAAGUCCGCCGAUAUACAAUGUACCAACUGCGCCGCAUGAAUCGGCCUUGCGCAAAUUCAUCAGUGUUCCUGAGGAGUUCCUGCUCAUUCUCGGUCCGCGACGGGUGCCUUCGAUCGUCUGCCCCCCGAACAACACGCCUAAUUCGAUAUCCGUAUUGACGUCGGUCGGGUUCAGGCAGCUAGAGGCUGGUGAAUAUGUGGAAGCAGUACGGAAGCUACGGCCGGACAUCGUGGUGGGAUUAGCAGACUUGGCCCAGGGACAAACUCCCGGCUCCAAGAGGAGGGUAAAGAUGGCUGACAGAACCCAUGCAUUCACUUCGCAUGCAACGGAGCAGCUCUAUGGUCAAACAGUACCAGAGGGAAGUCGAUCAAAAUCAGCAUACUUUGCGCCGGUGCUGCCUCUUGAGAAUACGCAGCAAUCGCUCUACCUGGCCGAUCUUGAGCAUGAUCUACGCCCUCACAUCUCCGGUCUCGCAUUACACGAGUCGGCAUCGCUAUCGAUUCUCCCGGAGAAAUUAGGCAACCUGCCCCGACUACUCUUCAGUGAUCCAGCUACACCACACGACAUCCUACGUCAGGUAUCUCUCGGCGCCGAUAUCUUCACCAUUCCUUUCCUGGGGGCUACCUCGGACGCGGGAAUAGCCUUGGAUUUCACCUUCCCAGCCCCGUCCACAGCCGAGACGGCUGCAAGCGAAUCUCGACCUCUCGCAUUUGACCUAUGGUCCUCGUCGUUCAAAGUGGACACAGCAUCUUUGAGCGGUUCCUGCGAGUGCUACACCUGCAAAAACCACCACCGCGCAUACAUCCACCACCUACUAUCCACAAAGGAAAUGCUCGCAUGGACAUUACUCCAGAUCCAUAACCACCACACCAUCGACAAGUUCUUCUCCGCUAUUAGAGCAAGCAUCGAGCGAGGAACCUUCGACACAGACGCCGACAUGUUUCAUAGAGUUUACGCCCCAGAUUUACCCGAGAAAACCGGCCAGGGCCCCAGACUCCGUGGCCACCAACUCCCCGCUGCUGGACCUCACCAAACCCGACGCUUCCCUCGCGUGUAUGGUCGUCUCGACGACGCGGCGGAGAAAUUCGCAGAGUCGGAAUCGUCGAUUGCCACGCCAGAUACGGGCGCUGAUGGACUAGAGGCACACGGCUUUGCGCAGAAAACCACCUAA
Messenger RNA from Aspergillus udagawae, 1452 nucleotides. RefSeq names its product tRNA-ribosyltransferase family protein. The record is from RefSeq and is a predicted model, not a curated record. The transcript is spliced from 3 exons. Gene Ontology annotation, molecular function: tRNA-guanosine(34) queuine transglycosylase activity. Bases 1 to 1452 code for a protein of 483 amino acids. NCBI's taxonomy places the organism in Eukaryota, Fungi, Ascomycota, Eurotiomycetes, Eurotiales, Aspergillaceae.